CAUUAUUUUCGGCUCGGACCAGGAAGUGAGGCAAGUGAUGCGCGCGGUGAGGCGUGCGAAUGCAACAGGCGCCUUCUCCUGGAUUGGCUCCGAUGGAUGGAGUGCACGAAAUCUCGUCUCGGAUGACUAUGAGCCAGAGGUGGAGGGCACAUUGUCCGUGCAGCCGCAGGCUAAUCCCGUGCGCGGAUUCGAGGAAUAUUUUCUCAACCUGACCGUGGAGAAUAACCAGCGCAAUCCCUGGUUCGUCGAGUUCUGGGAGGACCACUUCCAAUGCCGCUACCCGGGCAGCACCAGCACACCCUACAACAACUACACGCGCACCUGCACCACCAAGGAGCGUCUCUCACGGCAGAAUACCGACUUUGAGGAUCAGUUGCAGUUCGUUAGCGAUGCGGUAAUGGCAUUUGCCUAUGCCUUGAGGGAUAUGCAUCGUGACUUGUGCGGCGGUCGGCCCUCGCUCUGCGAUGCCAUGAAGCCAACGAAGGGCGCGGAUUUGCUCAAAUAUUUGCGUAAAGUCCAAUUCAAAGGCCUCAGCGGCGAUGAUUUUCGCUUUGACGGCAACGGCGACGGUCCAGCUCGCUAUAACAUCAUCCACUUCAAGCAGUCGGUGGCGGGUCAGUAUCGCUGGGUCAAGGUGGGCGAGUACUACGAGGGCGAGCUGCGCCUGAAUAUGUCCGAAGUAAAAUUCAAGCUGCAGCAUCCGAAACCACCGGAAUCCGUUUGCAGUCUGCCCUGCGAACGGGGCCAGGCCAAGAGAUAUGUCGAGGGCGAGAGCUGCUGCUGGCACUGCUUCAACUGCACGACCUAUCAAAUUCGCCAUCCCGAUGACGAAACGCAGUGUGUGCUCUGCUUUUUUUGCACGCUACCCGAUACGCACAAGGAGUAUUGCCGACCCAUUCCGGAGGUCUAUUUGCGACCCGAGUCCGCUUGGGCCAUUGGCGCCAUGGCCUUCAGUGCGACUGGCAUAUUGAUAACGCUUUUUGUGGUGGGCGUGUUUGUCAGGCACAACGACACGCCCAUUGUGCGCGCCUCGGGUCGUGAGCUGAGCUACAUUCUUCUGGCUGGCAUAUUUAUGUGCUACGGCGUAACCUUUGCCCUCGUCCUCAAGCCAACCAACAUUGUCUGCGCCAUUCAACGGUUCGCAGUGGGCUUCUGCUUCACGGUCGUCUAUGCCGCAUUGCUGACCAAAACGAAUCGCAUAGCACGCAUCUUCAAGGCUGGCAAACAGUCGGCCAAACGGCCCUCGUUCAUUAGCCCCAAAUCGCAGCUGGUGAUUUGCACGUGUUUCAUCAGCGUCCAGAUACUCAUUAAUGGUGUUUGGAUGGUAAUUGCCCCGUCUCAUGCCAUACAUCAUUAUCCGGUGCGCGAGGAUAAUCUGCUGGUGUGCGACUCGUACAUCGACGCCUCCUAUAUGAUUGCGUUCUCCUAUCCCAUCGUCCUGAUUGUGGUCUGCACUGUCUAUGCGGUGCUCACCCGCAAGAUACCCGAGGCAUUCAACGAAUCAAAGCAUAUCGGCUUCACCAUGUACACCACCUGCGUCAUUUGGCUGGCCUUUGUGCCGCUCUACUUCGGCACCGCCAACCACGUGCCGCUCCGCAUAACGAGCAUGUCAGUGACCAUUAGCCUGUCUGCCAGCGUGACGAUUGCGUGUCUGUUCUCGCCCAAGCUCUACAUAAUUCUGAUUCGACCGGAGCGAAAUGUGCGCCAGAGCAUGAUGCCGCCGCGAUAUGGCAACAUGCACCGCACAGCCGGCACUGGGCCAUCCUCGAUGAUGGCUGCGGCAGUCGUGACGGCGGCCACCUGUGCGCAGGAGGAGAAGAUACAGAAACAUAUCACGCCCACGGAGACAGAGCACUCGAUUAAGGCCAAGAAGCUGUGCGAAAUGGCCACACAAACAAUCGCCUUGUCUAGCAUAUUUGCAUCCUUGGACUGCAAUGCCUACAAUCAAAUACCGUAUGCGGAUCAAUAUGUGCCAACAAAUACGGACACGCCCACUGCCAAUGGCAAUGACCAUGGCAAUGGGAAUAUCAAUGGCAUUAAUGCAAGCGACGAGCAAGUCGUGGCCAACAACAACAAAAUCAAUCAGCAACAGCACGGCCAGCCGAAUGCAAUUGUUGCCAACACUGGUCCAGUGGCGACAGCAAUUGCGACGGCAACAGCAACGGCAAUAACAACAACUGCAGCAGCGACGGCAGCAGCAGAAUCACCAGCAAUACCAGCAGCAGCAAUGACAGCAACAGCAACAAUUGCUAUGGGCGCCUCGGAUGCGACAGCCACAAUGGAAGCUGCGUCCAAUGGCAGUAGACGAGCGCCCGUGCUGCAGACCAACUUAUAGCUAAACGCACAGCAAUUGCAACAGCAACUGCUAAAGGAGCAGCAGCGCCAACAGCAGCAGCAGCAACAGCCGCAGCAGCAGCCGGAUCAGCCGCAACUGGCGACCAGUGAAAGCAGCGAUGUUGCUAGCAUUGGCAGCGGCAGCGGAAGUGCCACAACCACGAUUGGAAACGCAAACAGCAAGAAACGUGCUGCGAUCCCAGUAUAGACACUUGAACGUGAUGAUACCGUUAGACGAGUACAAGCGUAACAGAUUUUUGAAAAAUAAGAUCAACAAAUUAUGAAUACAAAUUGAAAAAUAAGAUCAACAAAUUAUGAAUACAAAAUGGAAAAUAAGAUCAAGAACAAAUAAGCGAACACAAAUGAAGCGAGAUGUGGAAGGUAUAA
Molecule: messenger RNA, 2721 nt
Organism: Drosophila arizonae
Lineage: Eukaryota; Metazoa; Arthropoda; Insecta; Diptera; Drosophilidae
Gene: mtt
Product: mangetout
Biological process (GO): G protein-coupled receptor signaling pathway
Cellular component (GO): membrane
Molecular function (GO): G protein-coupled receptor activity
Source: RefSeq, a predicted model, not a curated record